This is a messenger RNA of Lichtheimia ornata, 1530 nucleotides long. RefSeq lists its product as uncharacterized. Gene Ontology annotation, biological process: transmembrane transport. Gene Ontology annotation, molecular function: transmembrane transporter activity. The coding region runs from base 1 to 1530 and encodes 509 amino acids. The record is from RefSeq and is a predicted model, not a curated record. Lineage: Eukaryota; Fungi; Mucoromycota; Mucoromycetes; Mucorales; Lichtheimiaceae. The transcript is spliced from 7 exons.
AUGGAAGCUAAUGAAAGAGCAAGUGUGGUGGAGGUGAAUAGCGGAGAAAACACGAUGCAGCUUUCGAUGGCAGACAAGAAUGAUCAGCAGCAACUACAACAGCCAUUCUCAAUCUAUUCAUGGAAGCAAAAGGUGGCCAUUUCCAUCCUUGUUUCAUUGACAGGUUUGAUAUCUCCAAUGUCAGGAAGCAUUUAUCUCCCGGGAUUGAAUGCCAUCCAAGAGGAAUUAAACACGACAGCGACGCUUAUCAAUCUCACGGUGACAUGUUACAUGGUGUUUCAAGGAGUUUCUCCAACCUUGUGGGGCUCGCUUUCUGAUUCUUGGGGACGUCGUCCAAUCUACUUGUCGACCCUGAUUGUGUAUUUAGGCACUUGUGUGGGUUGUGCUCUUGCACCCGACUAUGCAUCAUUGCUGGUAUUACGUAUGCUUCAAGCUUUUGGAUCAAGCUCUGUUAUUGCCUUGGGAUCUGGCGUCAUGAGUGAUAUUGCAUUACCAUCAGAGCGAGGCACUUUGAGUGCUUAUGUAUCAUCAAUGCAACUUUUAGGACCUGUCAUUGCGCCCAUUAUUGGAGGUGCUGUGACCGAACAGCUCGAUUGGAGAUGGACGUUCUGGAUCAUGACCUUUUACACAGGGAUCCUAUUCCUUGCCAUCCUCUUGUUCUUACCAGAGACGUUGCGUAUCCUGGUAGGCAAUGGCUCUGGAUACGCCAACCCGACACCAUUGCAGUGGCUUCAGCAUCAUCGCCGCAUGAGGGAUUUACCGAAUCCAUCGAUCGAAGCAAAGCCCAAUAUGGAUCAUCGCAAUCGACCCAACCUAUUAGCCCCCUUGCUCUACUUUCUUCAGCCGGAACUAGCAAUGAUUUUAUUCUACUAUGGGAUUAUUGCUGGUGUCAUGUAUGCUAUUAUGGUGUCGAUCCCAAAUUUGUAUGCAUCCAUCUACGGUCUCAACGAGCUUCAAGUGGGGUUGUGCUACAUUCCCCUUGGUGUUGGUUGUGUUGUAGGCGCAUUCUCAAAUGGCCAUCUUAUGGAUAAGCGAUUUAAGGCAACAGCGAAAAAGUAUGGAUUGGAGCCGCCCAAUAACAAACAAGCUCGUUUUGCAUUGCCUGGUGAUUUUCCACUUUUUCAAUGUCGACUAAAGACCUUGUGGAUCUACGCAGUGGUCGAAUCUAUCGUGACACUUACAUAUGGAUGGGUGCUACAACAGCAUGUUCAUAUUGCAGUGCCUUUGAUUUUGCAACUUCUUUUUGGUAUAUGCGUUACCGGUACUAGUAAUGCAAUGCAAACGCUGAUGAUAGACCUGAAUCCUGGCAAAGGGGCAUCGAUUACGGCAUCCAACAAUUUAUCUCGUUGUCUGUUGGGUGCAGCAGCAUCGGCGGUCAUUGAACCUGGAAUCCAAGGGAUAGGUGUUGGAUGGAUGUAUACAACGCUUGGCUUGAUUCUAGUUAUCAAAAGUGGUGUUUUGCUCCCAACGCUACUUAUUUUUGGCUCAAAGUGGCGUAAAGCACGGAUUGAAAGUAGUGAUUAUCAUUAG